Gossypium arboreum is the source of this 563-nucleotide messenger RNA. RefSeq lists its product as uncharacterized. Lineage: Eukaryota; Viridiplantae; Streptophyta; Magnoliopsida; Malvales; Malvaceae. Gene Ontology annotation, cellular component: chloroplast thylakoid. The transcript has a single exon. The coding region runs from base 1 to 507 and encodes 168 amino acids. The record is from RefSeq and is a predicted model, not a curated record.
AUGGCUUCCACAAUUUCGCCACCUAUAUUCCACGCUCUCUCAGUCCACUGUGAGCACACUUCCCACCGUGGACGAUCUGUCAAGGUGCAUGUUAGUAAACCUGCGCCGGUAGUUUCUCUCUCGAACCGGAGGCAGCUUCUGUUCUUUCUGACUACAACGACGGCACUGACAGUUAGAGAGCGGGAAUCGAAUGCGGAGGAUAUUCCGUUGUUCGGUUUUAGAAAGAAGUUGAAGAGCGCGGAGGAAGAAGCGGUGGAGAUCGUGAAAGAAGGAUUGGAGACGGCGGAGAAAGGGCUGGAGACGGCGGAGAGAGGGAUCUUUACAGUGGAGAAAGGGUUGAAGACGGCGGAGAAGAAGAUAGAAACAGCUGAAAAGGAGAUUGAAAGUGCCGUUGGUUUUGGCGCGUUGGCUCAGGCUGGUGCUGUGGCGGGAGCCGAGUUUCUCGGUGUUGUGGUGGCUACUUCUAUUGUUAAUGGAGUUUUAGCGGCUGAGGCCCCAAAAUCAUGAUUUUGUUAACGAAAUGUAGUUAUUUAUUUUUAUUUUAAUUAAGUUUAAUUAAAUAA